Molecule: messenger RNA, 1105 nt
Organism: Myxocyprinus asiaticus (Chinese sucker)
Lineage: Eukaryota; Metazoa; Chordata; Actinopteri; Cypriniformes; Catostomidae
Gene: mrpl12
Product: mitochondrial ribosomal protein L12
Exons: 5
Coding region: 176-748 (190 amino acids)
Biological process (GO): mitochondrial transcription; translation
Cellular component (GO): ribosome; mitochondrial large ribosomal subunit
Molecular function (GO): structural constituent of ribosome
Source: RefSeq, a predicted model, not a curated record
AGGACGCCAUGUGCUUCCGACACACACACACACACACAUACACUCUCUCUCUCUCUCUCUCUCUCUCUCUCUCUCUCUCUCACUCACUCACUGAGAGAGAGCUGAGCUGAGCUGCAGCACCGGAGAGCUGGUCACACGCGUAUACUGAAGCGGUUUGUUCUAGACACCGGUUGUCAUGUACUGCACGAGAUUUUGCGUCCGGAACGCGCUGCGGAUAGCGGCGAACACACACCGACACAAUCUACUGAAGCCGGCAGUGCGAGCACUCAAGACCAGUCCUGUCAGUCCCGAUGCCAUCGCCACACCACCUCUUGAUGGAGCACCAAAGCAAUACUCACCCAAAAUCCAGCAGCUCGUCAAUGACAUCGCCAGUCUCACUCUCAUAGAAGUGUCAGACCUCAAUGAAUUACUUAAGAAAACUCUAAACAUUCAAGAUGUGGGAAUGAUGUCCAUGGGGGCAAUGACUGCAGCAAUAGCUUCCCCUGCUGCUCAGGCUGCAGAGGAGGAGGCGGUACCUGCAAAAAAAGAGAAAACACAUUUUACAGUCAAACUGACAGAACUGAAGGCGGCAGAUAAAGUGAAAUUGAUAAAAGAAGUGAAGAAUUGCAUUCAGGGCCUGAAUCUUGUACAGGCAAAGAAGCUUGUGGAGUCCCUGCCUCAAGAGAUCCGGGCUAAUGUUUCUAAAGAGGAGGCAGAAAAACUGAAAGCAGCACUUGAAGCAGCAGGGGGCACUGUAGUGCUGGAGUGAAUAUCUGCACUGGCCCUUUACUUGUUCAGUUGUUCCCUGUCAGUCCAACAAAGAUCAGAGGAAUUUAAAGAAAACAAAUAAUGCCUUUAAAAUUACACUUGGUUCGUUGGCUGGGUGGUUGGACUCACAGACUGAACUCUUUAGCAGGCUCUGUGCCUGCAAACACACACCACCCAGUCAUCGACUCGUCCAUUUGUCUGUCAUAUACUUUAACCAUUUAGCUACAUAUGUGCUGUUCUGGGCCGAGCAGACAGCGCUGGUCUGUCUCCCUGAAGUUGUCUCUCAGGAAACUGGGGUUGCCCUGACAAAGUGACGUGAUUGCCAUUGCUUGUGGUUAAAUAAAUGGGUUAUACUGUA